AAGUAACCCAAACCCCCCAACGAUCCGGGAACAAAAAUCCCCUAAAAACCAGUGAAUAAUAAUAACAACAAUGGCAGAAGAGGAAGUAGUGAUCGAAGUGGAGGCUGCACAAUCCGUGUACGGUGACGAUUGUCUGGUUAUCUCACAAUACCCACCUCAUCUCAACCUUCUAAUCAAGCCCAGAACCGCUGAUGUUUCCUCUCAACAGUUUGUGGAAGCCGUUAUAGGAAUACGAGCAAGUUCCAAGUAUCCAGAUGAACCACCGGACAUCAUGAUUAUAGAUUCCAAGGGUCUAGAUCAACAACGACAAAAUCAUCUCGUAGCCGGUAUCCAUAACAAGGCUUGUGAACUCUCUUCAACUUCGAUGCUUGUAGCACUUUGCGAGGAAGCAGUAGAGAAGCUUACGAGCAUGAAUCACCCUGAUGGAGAUUGUCCUUUGUGUUUAUCUCCUUUGCUCGACGACGGUGCAUCGGAUAAUGCUCAAUCGUUUAUGAAACUGAUGUCGUGUUUCCAUUGCUUCCACCGUGAAUGUAUAAUAAGGUGGUGGAAAUGGCUCCAGACGCAUAAAGAAACCGAUCGUGCUAAUUCAUCCAGUCUACAUGAGAUUAAAACUCAAUCAGAUAUGAAUAAAGACCCUGAAGACGGGAUGGGUACUUGCCCAGUGUGCCGUAAGGUGUUCCAUGCUAAAGACAUUGAACACGUGCUCGACUUGGUGGAGGGUUAUUCUCAGUUGAAUCUUGAAAAUGCCGACGACAUAGAAAAUGACACGCUUCUUCACUCGGAUUCCGAAAACACAAGGCGGCAGAAUUUCGAGGUCAUCCUGAAGCUACAGCAGGAGAACAACGGCUUGAUUGAGCCUAAAAAGACUGAAGUUUUGAUGCCCGGAAUGUUCCUUCCCCGCCCCGCCCCCACCACAUCAACCGCCGCCACCUCAGAUAAAGAAGCCAUCAAUAGUGAACAUGUAACCGAAACUAAAACGAAUGGUGGUGUUUCUAAGCUGAGUAGCAGUAACCGUAGAAACUGGAGGCCAAGAAGCAACCGCACCACCUCUGUCGCCACAUCAGACAAAGAAGCCAUAAAUGGUGAACAUGCGACUGAAUCUAGAACGGAUGGUGGUGUUUCUAAGGCGAGUAGCAGUAACCGUAGAGGCUCGAGGCCUAGAGGCAAUUACAGAGGGAAUAAUUCAAGAGGUCAAGUUAAUAGACAAUGGGUUAUUAAAGAGAAUGGAAAUGCCAAGUGAAGGUUUAUGUUAUAUUACAAUUUUGUUCACAUUACUACACUUUUUUUUAAUCUCUUUUUUUACAAGGGUGUGUUGUUCUUUUUGUAAUCAAAAGAACAGUUUGUUGGCGGCGCAGUUUGUUGCUCGUCUACCUGCUAUCCUUAUGUAAUUUGCCUUGAUGAUUGGAAUGAAAAUCUAGUUCUUUAAAAAAAAAAA
Messenger RNA from Helianthus annuus (common sunflower), 1435 nucleotides. RefSeq lists its product as uncharacterized. Bases 71 to 1240 code for a protein of 389 amino acids. NCBI's taxonomy places the organism in Eukaryota, Viridiplantae, Streptophyta, Magnoliopsida, Asterales, Asteraceae. The record is from RefSeq and is a predicted model, not a curated record. Gene Ontology annotation, biological process: protein ubiquitination. Gene Ontology annotation, molecular function: ubiquitin protein ligase activity; protein binding. Gene Ontology annotation, cellular component: nucleus. The transcript is spliced from 7 exons.